AUGGAUCACUCAGCGGGUACUUUCCAACUCGCAACCGAAGUCGCACCUGGUACAAGAUAUGCCGCUGUCAGCUACCGCUGGGGCAGCGGGAAAGAUUAUUAUAUGUUGAAACAGGAGACGGUCGAAGGCAUGCGGAAAGGCGUAUCUAUGGGAGUUCUUCCAAAGACAAUCCUCGACACAUUCACCAUUGCUCAUCACUUAGACCUCAAGUAUAUCUGGAUCGACAGACUUUGCAUCUUUCAGGACUCGCGGGGAGACUGGAGCCAGGAGGCUUCAAGGAUGGCAUUCAUCUACAAACAUGCCGUAGUCACUAUUUCCGCAAGCUGUGCUAUCCAGGAAAGCCAAGGAUGCUUCAGGAAGCGAAACCCAGCUGGCAUUCAGCCUCUUCGAUUGAUUUCAAAUCCGCUGUUGUCCUCUCAACCGGCCGCAGGGUUUCAUGAGAGCAGUUACAUCACCAGUAACGAGCCAGAAAUGGAACAAAAGGAAGGAGGGAAGCUUGGACAUCUGGUAGAUCGGGGCUGGGUAUUCCAAGAGAGAAUUCUCUCCCAGCGCAUUGUACACUUCGCGGAGGAGGAGGUGUAUUGGGAAUGUAGAGAGCUGGAAGCCAGCGAAGCGUGGCCCGAACAUACAGAAGCAUAUUUGACACCAAAACGUCCGUCUGUACUCUAUGGGCCUGGCAAGGAGAGUUGGGACAAACACUCGCUUUGGCAUACAAUCGUUGAGGACUAUUCCACACGCAAAUUCACAUACGACACCGACAAGCUGCCAGCACUAUCAGGUCUGGCAAGGGAGACGGCGGAGCUUCGCAAAGAUGACAAAGACGAGUACCUUUCUGGUCUCUGGCGAUCGACUGUACUUUUAGAUCUCUGCUGGAGCGACUAUUAUGACACACCGAGGAUACCAGAAGAAUACCUUGCACCCUCCUGGUCAUGGGCGAGUCUGCACGCCAAAGUCAGCUACACUGCAGGUGGUUCGGGUUUCGGAUACAGGCCGGCGGCACGUUUCAUUGAUGCUAGGCUCAAGUUUGCGACCGCGGAUUCCUACGGAGCUGUUCAUGACGGAUGGAUCCAUCUCUUCGGGCACCUCAAGCCGGUCACGGUGGUCCGGCGAAGAAAUUCUGCAGAGCAUCUACAGCGACAAGAACCCUGGCCUGUGAUAAUCCGCGACGAAAAUGGUGACUCCCUGCCAUUUGUUGAUUAUUCAGUUGGGAAGCUCGAUAUCGAGUCCUUCGCAGUGAGAGGCAAAAGAUCAGUGCCAACAUUUUGCUUGCCUGUGGUGAAGGAUCGGGAAGAUGAUCCUGCGGCGGAAAAUGGCUGUCCUGAGUUCUAUUGUCUUCUUCUGGUUCCCAAUGGUUCCAUAAAGCAUAAAAGAUCGGGCGAGGCCUUGAAAUCCCCUAGAACAAACAAUCCGGACGAGUACCAGAGGGCAGGUCUGGCGAGGCUUACGGUAAACAACUGGUCAGAUUUCAAAGCAUGGUUAGAAGAAAGCGCGGAACGAGAUGUUGUAAUCCGUUGA
This is a messenger RNA of Diaporthe amygdali, 1515 nucleotides long. RefSeq lists its product as uncharacterized. The record is from RefSeq and is a predicted model, not a curated record. The coding region runs from base 1 to 1515 and encodes 504 amino acids. The transcript has a single exon. NCBI's taxonomy places the organism in Eukaryota, Fungi, Ascomycota, Sordariomycetes, Diaporthales, Diaporthaceae.